This is a messenger RNA of Cetraspora pellucida, 978 nucleotides long. NCBI's taxonomy places the organism in Eukaryota, Fungi, Glomeromycota, Glomeromycetes, Diversisporales, Gigasporaceae. The record is from the annotation of a GenBank genome assembly.
AUGAAAUUUGAAAUCAAUAAUCUUAUAUCUAUAGGUCUUCGUUCCUUUGCCUCUUCAGCUUCUUCUAUAACUGAGACCUUUCACGCACCACCUAAUGCCAAUGGUAAUUACCUAGUGACACUUAUUCCUGGUGACGGCAUUGGGCCCGAAAUAUCGGAAUCUGUAAAGCGGAUAUACAGUGCUGCUGAAGUACCUAUCGAAUGGGAGGCAGUAAAUGUCACACCUGUAAUUAAGAAGGGCAAGACGGUAAUCCCUGAUGAAGCAUUGAAUUCUGUAAAGAAAAAUACGGUAGCAUUAAAAGGUCCUUUAGCUACACCUAUUGGGAAAGGUCAUGGUGAAUAUUCUGGAAUUGAGCAUACAGUCGUCGACGGUGUCGUUCAAUCAAUCAAAUUAAUUACUAAAGAUGCAUCCGAACGAUGUGCUCGUUACGCCUUUACAUAUUCAAAAGAUAUUGGUCGUAAUCGUGUCACUGCCAUACACAAAGCUAAUAUCAUGAAAUUAUCGGAUGGCUUGUUUUUGGAUGUUUGUCAAGAAGUAGCAAAAGACUUUCCAGACAUCAAGUUCGAAGAUAUGUUAUUGGACCGUGCGUGUCUCCAUAUAGUCCAAGAUCCUGCCCGCUUUUCUGACACAGUGAUGGUUAUGCCUAAUCUUUAUGGUGAUAUCUUAUCAGAUAUGUGUGCUGGAUUAAUUGGUGGACUGGGGCUGACUCCUUCAGGAAAUAUUGGCAAAGAUGCUUCUAUUUUUGAGGCUGUUCAUGGAACGGCGCCUGAUAUCGCAGGAAAAGACCUCGCAAAUCCCACGGCCCUCCUCCUCUCUUCAAUAAUGAUGCUUCGUCACAUGCGUCUAUAUACAUACGCUGAUAGAAUUGAAACGGCUGUCCUCAGCACUAUUGCUGAAGGCAAGUGCCUUACGCGUGAUCUUGGUGGCUCCGCCACAAAUACUGAAUUCACCAACCAUAUCAUCACUAAAUUGAAGUAG